Molecule: messenger RNA, 4034 nt
Organism: Dioscorea cayenensis subsp. rotundata (Guinea yam)
Lineage: Eukaryota; Viridiplantae; Streptophyta; Magnoliopsida; Dioscoreales; Dioscoreaceae
Product: probable histidine kinase 4
Exons: 12
Coding region: 778-3687 (969 amino acids)
Biological process (GO): phosphorylation; phosphorelay signal transduction system
Molecular function (GO): phosphorelay sensor kinase activity
Source: RefSeq, a predicted model, not a curated record
CUUUGGCGCAUAAAAGAGAAAAACACUGACAAGCAACAAAGCUCCAAGAAAAGAAACCAAACCCUAACCCUCCCAAGAUUGCGUUUUUACGGGACUGAUCCCUUCUCAAUCACCGCCAUUAAUGUCCAAGAAGCUCCAGCGUACGGGCCCUGCAAGCUUUCGCCAGAUGGUGUACAGUUUGCUACGCAUGAGCUCGGCCGUAUCCAUUGAUAGUUUCCUCUCUUGUGAACCCUAAAUAAGAGAAUGAGUUUGUGAUCCAAGAUUGGUGGUGGUUGGUGGAGUCGGCGUUGGAGUUCAGGAGAAGUUAUCGUCGAUCCGAGUUUUAGUUUUUAUCUAGUUUAAGAGAGAGGAAUCAAGUCCUAUAAUCGAGCGAGAAGUUGAGAAAUCAAUCACAUUCCUCUUCCAUCAGAGCUGAAAGCCUAAAAAAAAGGAAGGAGCUUUGUUUAAUCGGACCGUAUCCCUGAGAAAUCCUUGGAAGAGAAAUUGAGGGGAAGUAUUUCGCCCAAAAUAAUCUUCCUCAACAUCGCCAGCAAACGCUUCCAUUCUUUGCUUUCUUUAAUCAUCUCUGCAGUGGGACGUGCUGUGCUUUGUCUUCCAGUCCUCUUUGGGACCUGUGAUGCUGUGACCAAAUUCCCUUCUUUUAAGACCCACGCUUGCUUCUCCUCCUCCUUUUGAGGAGUGGAAAUGAUUUGCAGAGCUGAUAGAAGUUGUGUUGAUCCUUUGCUGUGUUUUGUGUUUACUGGUUAGUGUUUGUUUGCUGUGGUGAUUGUGGAAAGGAUGGGGUAUGAGAUGGGAGGGGAGAGGAGGAGGUGGUGGCUGAACAGGUCCGCCAUGGUGGUCCUCUGGGUGGUGGUCUCUCUGGGCAUAUGGGCCUGCUUGCAUCUUUAUAUCAGAAGGGUCAGCAUGAGAAAGGCUGAGGAAGCUCUUGUCAGUAUGUGCGAGGAGAGGGCCAGGAUGAUCCAGGACCAGUUUGCUGUUAGUGUCAACCAUGUCCAUGCUCUUGCCAUUCUCAUCUCUACUUUUCACUACCAGAAGCAUCCCUCUGCCAUUGAUCAGGAGACGUUUGCUCAUUACACUGCAAGAACUGCUUUUGAGCGGCCUUUGCUCAAUGGGGUGGCCUACGCACAAAGAGUUGCUCAUAUGGAAAGAGAGAGGUUUGAGAAUGAGCAGGGGUGGAUAAUCAAGACUAUGAAACAUGAGCCGUCACCCAUGCAAGACGAGUAUGCUCCUGUAAUAUUCUCACAAGAGACAGUUUCAUACAUCGAGGCGCUUGACAUGAUGUCUGGCGAGGAGGACCGAGAAAAUAUUAUAAGGGCCAGAGCCACCGGCAAAGCUGUUCUUACUAACCCAUUUAGGCUUCUGGGGUCCAAUCAUCUUGGUGUGGUUUUAACAUUCCCAGUCUACCUUUCUGGUCUUCCAGCAGAUGCUACAGUUGAUGAACGAGUAGAAAAUACCGCUGGAUACCUUGGUGGAGCUUUUGAUGUCGAGUCUCUUGUGGAAAAUUUGCUGAGGCAACUUGCUGGCAGCCAAGAUAUCAUGGUGAAUGUCUAUGACGUCACAAACAUUUCAGAGCCGUUGAUCAUGUAUGGACCUCAGCAACCCGAUGGUUAUAUGUCUCUUUCACAUGUUAGUAUGCUUGAUUUCGGUGAUCCAUUCAGGAAGCACCAUAUGGAAUGCAGGUAUAGCCAGAAGCCUCCCAUUCCAUUGUCAGCCAUCACCACCCCAUCCGGUGUCUUUGUGAUCUGCAUGCUUGCAGGCUAUAUACUGUAUGCUGCUUGGAAUCGUUAUGACAAUGUCAAAGAGGAUUGUCGCAAGAUGGAAGAACUGAAAGUACAAGCAGAAGCUGCUGAUGUUGCUAAAUCUCAGUUCCUUGCUACUGUCUCACAUGAGAUCAGGACACCCAUGAAUGGAGUUCUUGGAAUGCUAGAUAUGCUUUUGGAUACAGACCUGAAUUUAACGCAAAGGGAUUUUGCCCAAACUGCACAAGUCUGUGGAAAAGCAUUGAUAUCAUUGAUAAAUGAGGUGCUCGACCGAGCGAAAAUUGAAGCUGGCAAGCUUGAAAUUGAAGCAGUUCCAUUUGACCUGCGAUCCAUUCUAGAUGAGGUGCUCUCGUUAUUCUCUGCAGCUUCACGAGAGAAGGGUAUUGAGCUUGCUACAUUUGUCUCGGAUAGAGUUCCAGAGGUUCUCACCGGUGAUCCUGGGAGGUUUCGGCAAAUAAUCACAAAUCUUGUGGGGAAUUCAGUUAAAUUUACCGAACGUGGCCACAUAUUUGUUCAAGUUCAUUUGGUGGAGCACUCGAAUAUGGUGAUGGAUGUGAAAUCAGAGGCUCACAUUAAUGGGCAUUCAGAUGAACAGGAUCACAAAUCAAAUAAAACUCUAUUCAAUACUUUAAGUGGGUUGGAAGCAGCUGAUAACCGGAACAGUUGGGAAAAUUUUAAACAUCUGCUUUCCAAUGAUGCAUCUCAAAAUGGGAUGCCUGGUGACAGUGAUUCUGGUGGAGUAACCUUGAUUGUUAGUGUAGAAGAUACUGGGAUAGGUAUUCCCCUUCAAGCACAGGAUCGAGUUUUUACACCUUUCAUGCAAGCCGACAGCUCGACUUCAAGGAAUUAUGGAGGAACCGGUAUUGGAUUAAGCAUAAGCAAGUGCCUGGUUGAACUAAUGGGCGGGCAAAUAAAUUUCGUUAGUCGGCCUCAGGUUGGGAGCACGUUUACAUUUACUGUUGUCCUUCAAAGAUGCAAUGGGAGAGCUAUUGAUGAUGCAAAGAGAGCUAUUCCUGAGCCUCUCCCAACAAGCUUUAGGGGAAUGAAAUCACUAAUUAUUGAUGAAAGACCGGUCAGAGGUGCUGUAACAGCAUACCAUCUGCGAAGAUUAGGCAUAACUGCAGAAGUUGUUUGCAAUGUUAAGACCGCGAUUAACAUGUUAGCUGGGCAGAAUGGUUACCCCAAAAGUUAUGGAAAGCAACCAAAUCUUAUCUUUGUGGAGAAGGAUUCAUGGAGUUCCGGAACCGAUGCUGGUUUGUGUAAACAACUAAUGCAGUUUAAACAGAAUGGACGUUCGGUUGAAUUGCCGAAAGUUAUCCUUCUGGUCACAUCUGAAUAUGAUAAAACAAAGACUUCAUUUGAGGAUGGUGUGAUCAUGAAACCUCUCAGGGCGAGCACAGUGGCUACAUGCCUUCAACAGGUGCUGGGAGCCGGAGGGGUGCAGCAGCGGAAACAAACACCAAAUGGAUCAACUUUCCUUCACAAUCUUCUAGUUGGGAAAAACAUAUUGGUCGUUGAUGACAACAAGGUGAAUCUAAGAGUUGCUGCAGGUGCCCUGAAGAAAUACGGUGCUAAUGUUGCAUGUGCCGAAAGUGGCAAAGAUGCUUUGUCUCUCCUUCAACUCCCACACAAGUUCGACGCCUGUUUUAUGGAUGUUCAGAUGCCUGAAAUGGAUGGGUUCGAGGCAACUCGGCAGAUACGUCUGAUGGAGAGCAAGGUGAAUAAGGAAGCUAGAAACACAGGCCGAGAAGGUUCAGAAAAAUCAGAAUGGCAUCUCCCUGUUUUAGCCAUGACCGCCGAUGUUAUUCAGGCAACUUACGAAGAAUGCUUGAAAUGUGGCAUGGAUGGUUACGUCUCAAAGCCAUUCGACGAGCAACAACUCUAUCAAGCUGUUGCCAAGUUCUUGCUAUCAAAACCUGAACAAUGACGAUUUCAUUGCGGAAACAGAGUUCGCUGUAAAUUACAAAUCAAGCCGAUGUACAUGUAUCUUUUGCAGAAUCAUUCAAAGUCUCAGGCGAAAACCGAUGAAUUGCGAAGUAGGAGAAGUUGUAUAGUGUUUGUGGUAUUUUUCUGUGAGUGUUUGUUCUCAUUCUUUGAGCUCCCUGUUGAGCAUAUAAUUUUGCCCCCCCCCCCUCCUCAUGUAACCAUUAAAACUAUGAACACUGAAUGAAGCUAGUUGCCAUGUAACCAUUAAAACUAUGAACACUGAAUGAAGCUAGUUAUGUAGCGAGUUGAGAAGGAUUUAUGAAAAACGCUACAAUUGUUCCAUGAAAA